This is a messenger RNA of Oppiella nova, 261 nucleotides long. Lineage: Eukaryota; Metazoa; Arthropoda; Arachnida; Sarcoptiformes; Oppiidae. The record is from the annotation of a GenBank genome assembly.
AUGAGUGGACUACCGAUUAUUCUGGUGUUGCUUGCGAUUCUCAUUCACAACUCAUGUGAAAACAAUCAAUUUUACCCAAACGGACGGUACGGUAAGAGGUCGUCCUCAUCGAAACCGGGAAAUGGAUUCAGAGGGAAUCAGAUUCCGGUCGCGAGCGAUGAGAUAUUAUUCAAUGAAUUCAAUAUCAAACUACUGUGCAGUCAUACCGGCGCUGAUUUGUACUACAAAUGCGUUCAUACGAAUAGGAGGCGCGAGAUAUGA